Messenger RNA from Alligator sinensis (Chinese alligator), 399 nucleotides. It is a transcript of the gene CIMIP1, whose product is annotated as chromosome unknown C20orf85 homolog. The record is from RefSeq and is a predicted model, not a curated record. Bases 1 to 399 code for a protein of 132 amino acids. NCBI's taxonomy places the organism in Eukaryota, Metazoa, Chordata, Crocodylia, Alligatoridae. The transcript has 4 exons.
AUGGCACAAAUAGGCUCCAGCCCGACCCAGCAGCUCAGCCCCGUGGAGCAGGAUCAGAUCUGGAAAAGCUGUGUUCACAAGGAACUAGAGGCUGCGAGGAAAUGGGCCAACACAUGGGGGUUUUUAGCGACAUCUCCUGAGGAGUUGAUCAAAACUGAAAAGAAAGAACCCUCUAAACCUAAGAUUGAGCUUCCAGAACAUUUACAGAUCCGACCUCUGACACCACUGGAAAAAUAUAUUAAGGCCAAUCCAUCUCCUCCAGUCCCUAAAACUACUCAGGGGUUUAUUGGCUGGAGAUCAUCUGUGCCAGGGCUGAAACUUGAACAUGGUUAUCAAAUCCGAAGCUGCAAAGGUGCCUUUCACAAGGAUUUGCAGUGGCCAGAUGGACCCUGUGAUUGA